Brettanomyces bruxellensis is the source of this 1764-nucleotide messenger RNA. RefSeq lists its product as uncharacterized. Gene Ontology annotation, molecular function: DNA replication origin binding; single-stranded DNA binding. The transcript has 2 exons. The record is from RefSeq and is a predicted model, not a curated record. Gene Ontology annotation, biological process: DNA replication initiation; DNA replication. Gene Ontology annotation, cellular component: nucleus; replication fork protection complex. The coding region runs from base 1 to 1764 and encodes 587 amino acids. NCBI's taxonomy places the organism in Eukaryota, Fungi, Ascomycota, Pichiomycetes, Pichiales, Pichiaceae.
AUGAAAAAUGAAAUUGAUAGGUUGUCGGACCUUGAGGAUGAAGUCUUGGCCCAGCUUGGGACAAUAAGAGCCCUAAAAGAAAAAAAACAACAAGAACAAACAAAUUUGGUAAAUUCAGAUGAAGAGGAAGAUCCAAGACAAAUUAACGACAAUGAUCAGCAGACGAAAUACUUUGCAAAAAGAACAUCCAAAAUCUCAAAGAACGAAAAAUCAUUAAGAAGAAGAUUAGAUGAUGAAAAGGGCAGGAAAGGUUCAACCUUCCUAUCAUUAGCAAUGAGUCUGAGGAAGAAAAAAUCUGAAAUUGAUGAUGAGUUAUUUGAUCAGAAGAAGGUAGAACAAGAUCUUUUGUCAAAAAGGUUUUACUCGUUUGAGCUUGGUAGUGAUUUUCAUCCAUUACAACAGAAUGUAAACGAAAAAGAUAGCUAUAGUGGAAAAAUACUAUCAAUUCGAUACAUUUCCAAUCAACUAUUGAAAAAUUGCCUCAAGGACUGUAAGAUAAUGAGAAUAGAAAAUGCCUUUGCGGACAUAGUCUCUCCAGAUUAUAAUCCCCCCCUAUGCUCUAACUUUGUCAUUUUUGGAAUAAUCGCAAAUAAGACAAAUGAAGUGACAAAGAGUGUGGGAAGAAAGGCAAAGUACAUGAAGGUGACACUCACAAAUUUUAGACAGCAGCUUACGCUAUCUCUAUUUGACAAAGCACUAAAAAGAUACUGGAAGCUAAGAGUUGGAGAUGUGAUUGGGAUUCUCAAUCCUCAAAUUUGGCCAUACAAAGCGAAGGGUUUUGGCAACGGGUUUACCAUAUUUUUGAAAGAUAAUGCACAAUCAAUUAUUGAAGUUGGCCACAGUAAGGACUUUGGCUUUUGUAAAGCCGUUAAGAAAGACGGAUCAAAAUGUAAGGUUCCCAUUGACAUUUCAAAAAGUGUUUACUGCGAAUAUCAUGCCGAGCUUCAUUUUAAAAGAGCAGCGUCACAAAGAGUGGAGCUAGGAAGCAAUGUUCAAAUGUUUAGCCCAAGAAACAGUCACGGUGAAAAGCAAGUUAUGCUGAUGAACUCGGAUUCAAAGAAAGUCGGAAAAUGGGAUAAUCGUGAUCAAGUUUUAAUUGAUUAUUCUGCACCAAAGAAAAAGGAAAAAAAUCCCGGGUUUUCGACUCCAGAGGCAUUCAAAGCAUUUUUCAAUGAGCACUACACUAAUAAGUCUUCUGAAACAAAGGCUGAAAGAGAUAAAGCUCAAAGAGAUUCUUUUAGAAGAGAGAAGAAUUUAAGAAGAAAGCUGGCAAAAGUUAGCGGUGGUGAGAAUCUUCGGAAUUUAAGAAUUGAGAGUAAAGGGGAAAGAAAAAAGAGAAUUCAGGUGACUAGAGCAGCAUUUUCUCCGUCUACCAUGAAUCAAAUAGGAUUUGAUCCUACAAGACGAAUCUACGAAUUUGGUAAAGCAUCCAGUGAUAAUAUCAGUGGCGGACGAACAAAGAGGAUACUAGAAACUCUUAAAAAAGAAAAUAGUUCAACAAGAAAACAUUUGAAGCCAUCCAAGGAAUACUUAGAAGCAAGAAAGAGGAAAUGGAGUGCGAAUAUGAAGGAACUUUAUAUACCGAAAAGAAAAACCAAGAAGAAAGAAAGCACAAAGUUUGUCAACUUGAUUGCUGAAACAGAUAGUGAUAGUGACUCUGAGAAUGACGACUUUAUCUUUGAACUGCAGAAACUUGAUAAUGAUGCCGGAAGAAAGUUUUUAGCUCAGAAAAAGAAGCGAUCAGAGAUAAGAAAUAGUUUAUGA